Molecule: messenger RNA, 2129 nt
Organism: Porites evermanni
Lineage: Eukaryota; Metazoa; Cnidaria; Anthozoa; Scleractinia; Poritidae
Source: the annotation of a GenBank genome assembly
AUGACUUACCCAACGGUUCUGACUGUUAUAUUUGCAAGCCUCUUGUGCUCCACUGCCGCAGAUAAAGGCCUUCACUUGAAGGGUUAUUCCGAGGGCGGAGUUGAAGGCUGUUACGAACACAGUCAAGAGUUGGCAGUUUGCUUUGAUGUGAAGAAAGAUUCCAUGCUCAUAAAGAAGGCCUCGGGAGAAGGAAUUGUACAUUACCAGGAACUCGGUCCAGAUAUGUUUCUUUACCAAGUGCUGGAUCACGCUUUUGUCGGGUAGGCUCAACUAGCAUUCACGUUGUACCCUUUAAGAUAUUGUAUCAGUAUCGGCUAACUAAACUUACAUUGCAUAAUUUUCUGUUUUUUGUGCAUUUGAAAUUUGGCUCAAUAAACAAGAAAAUGACGUGCGAGCUACAUCACGUUGUGUACACCUCAAGUGACUUCAUAGUGAGAAAAACACUGAUUUACUAGGCUAUUUUCAAACGGCACCGGACGAGUUUUCGACUGGUUGAAAGUUCGUACGUUUGGGAGUUCAGUUCACACGGAACUACCUUAAACGUACAAAUAUUUAGACGCCUAGGCGUUCAAAGUUCCGGGUGAACAGAGCGAAAAUAUUGAAGCGUCCCGUGUGAACGAAGUGUCCGGUGAAAUUUUUUAGCUGGUCGAAAAUUAAUUCGUUGCCGUGCGAACUUAGCCUUAUGAUACUUGUGCAUGCUACCCAAUCUGCUGGAUAGCUCAUUAAGGCCCCGUUCAGACGAAUCCGCGCAGUCUGAAACCGCAUACUAAUAUUAAUAAUUCUUAGGUUGUAGGCCCUUUUAAAGGAGCUGUGUCACAAAAUUCAGCCAAAUUAGGAAAUUACAAAAUGCCCAUUAGAUUGAGAGAAACAUAAAAAUAACCGCUCAAAACUUUAAAGGAAGGUUAAAAUAACAUAACAGAAACAAAAGAUGCCACGGAUGGGCAAAACUGAAGAAGAUUUUAAUUGACAUCGAUUGAAAAAUAGGAUUUUUGAAAACUGUUCAGCCUAACAGUUUUUCAAAGUUGAUCCCUGCUGCUUGCAACUUCAAACAUAAUGCUCAGGAGACAUAUUUGUCUCGGAUCUCUGAUUUUGUCAUUUACAUGUGAUUUCUUCGCUUACUUUAAGUUCCAUAGCCAUUCAGGGCGAGUAAUUCGCAAAAUUAAACAAAAUGAACUGGACUGCCGUGACACAGUCCCUUUAAAUUUAUUCCCGGAUAGGUGAUGUUCAUACCUUACCGCCGGAUAGCUUUUCGUGUCGUCAUGAAGAGCUAUCCGCGGUAAAGUGUGAACAUAGCCUUAGUUUUUGUUCUAUGUAGAAUACUCCGCCUUAAUUAAAGUUAUUAAGAUGAUAAAAAUGCUUGCCUGGUAUAUUAGCCAUGAGUUUUCUUAGGGUGAGUCUUCGUAUUCAGCGAUCAAAGCGCUCGUCCGGUAUCUAGGAAGCCGUAGCUUCAAAUCCAGUCAGCGAUUAAGGUUUGGUUUUUCAGUCUUGUCCCACGUGCGAGACAUAUCAAACAUUUUAUGCCUUUUAUUUUAAUUUGAUUUGUAUCUAUGUGUAUUUCUCGCCGCAGGCGUGGCUCAGUAAUCUUCUAUGUCCCAGAUGACGUUCCAAAAACGCCUGACGCGCUGAGAUCCUUUUUGAGAGACAUAUCGGAUGAUGAAACUUUAGAACGUGAAACCUUUAAAAAUCACUACCAAGCAGCCAUGAGCGAGUUGCACUACGUCCCAGAAAUUCAGCUGCUGGAGCUAGUGUCAGCAGCAUUAGCAGACAACUCCACCCGUCUGGAGCUGCUCAAACCAUUCUACGCCAUGUGCUUUAACCUUUUUAAGGCUACAGGCGUAAAGGUCAAGGAUGAGUUCAGAGCUGCGCAUGACAUGGGCGAUGAGACUACUGAUCAGCAUUACCGAGAAAAGCGCUGCUCACGACCAAAAGCGAAUACAUGUCGCGGAAUGUGUGGUCUAGGAUGUUGGUGUUGGAGCUUGUUUUGUGGCGACUGCUGUUGGCAUAGGGGCUGUUACGAGCACGACAUAUGUUGCAACUAUGGUCGUUGGACAUCAUAUUGUGCCACCCCCUUCCUAUACGGUUUCACAUGCUCCAAAUUCGGGGGAUAUCCAGAGUGUAAAAAACGCUAA